AUGACUCACAAAUCCGACUCGCGGACCCGGAACCGGACCCGAACCCGCUCCGGAUGCAGUCGCCACCGCACCCAAUCCUCCACCGGAAUAUGCGCCGCGUGCUUGCGCGAACGCCUCUCCACCGUCGAGCCUUCCGAUGAUCCGGACCUCUCGUCCGCGCACAUCAUUCCCGCGCUUAUCGAGAACCCCGCCGGAAAUGGCGGGUGCGGAGCUCGCCGGAGCAAUGCCGCCGGAGAUUCGUCCUCCUUCGCGCCGGAUCUCCGGCGCUGCAGGUCAGUUUCCGCUUCUAGGCUCGACGCUGCCGCUGGGUCCACCACCGAGCCCCGUCGCAAGUCCUGCGAUGUUGGGGAUCGGAACACCCUCGCGCUUCUCUUCGACAUCAAUGACAAGAACAAUGCGCCCAAUGCGGAUACGAAAGUGGAAUCGAAGAACAUUAGGUUCUCCAGGCUAGCUCAGUGCGAUGAGGAGCUAGUCAAAGAUGCGGAAAUUGGGGAGGAAAUUAGGGUUCCUGUCAAUACAUUGCAGCCAAAUGUGGAGGAUGCUGCUAAUGACGAUGUCUCCAUGGAAGGAGAGCUCAAGACGAUGAAGGAGUAUAUCGAUCUUGAAAUCCAGAGUAAGAGCCAGAAACCAAAGGAUUUGAAGGACAUUGCUGGGAAUUUCUGGGAAGCAGCUUCAGUUUUCAGCAAGAAAUUGCGAAAAUGGAGUCAAAAACAGACUGCUAAGAAGCCCGGAAGUGGAGACGGGAAAAGAGUUGAUCGUAAUAGUAACAAUAAUGCGUUGCCUACAAGAAAGGGUAAGCAGAAAGUAGAAAUGUUGAGGGAGAGCCGGUCUGAGAUUGGGGAAAACGCAAUGGGUCGAAGAUCCUGCGAUACUGAGCCUAGGUUUUCUGUUGAUGCUGGUAGGUUGUCUGUGGAAAAUCCCAAGAUUAUAAUGGAUGAGCCUAGGGCUUCUUGGGAUGGUGGCUAUUUAGUAGCUAGGAACACUCCAAGGAUUCCUCCUAGGUUAUCUGUUAGUGACAGCAUGAUGCUGGGAGGAGGGGACACCAUUUCUGAUUGCAAUAGCUUAUCCAUUGAUGGGCAAAUGCAGUCCAUCAUGGAGGAUGAGAGUAGCUCUGGGGGUUCAGGGCAGUCCAAUUCGGAUUCGUCCUAUUCCCAAAGGGAGAGUAGUUUCGACAGGUCGAGUUCUGUGUGGAGUUUCGACAGGAAAGGCUUGGGAUUAGAGUGCGACGAAUCCAAGUCUGCAAGUCUCAAAUUGGUCAUCACCGAGAGGGAGCUGAGAGAUUGGCACCUUAAAUCUGUCAAAGAUCAUUGCGUCGAAAAGCCUGAGCCUUUCCCCCAGGAACCCACUCCUCUUGAAGCUAGUAAACCCUUCAAUGUCUCGAAGAAGUCCACUAGGUGGAAGAAGGUCUGCAAUGUGUUUGGUUUCAAGCAAAAACGCGGUGAAAACUUAGCGGGGGAAUCCAUGAACACGAAAUGUUCAGUUCAUGAUAAUCCCGAGAAGCCGAAGAGGGAGAUUGAGGCAAAGGAGCUUAAAGGCGUGAGGCUUAUGCGUAGCAACAGCAGCAUUGUUAGAGGUAGAAGCUCCAUUGACAAGACUGAAAUGAUCCCCAGUAGGAAAAGUGUUUCAGAAGGUGUUGCCUUUGCCAACACUGCCAGGUUUCUACCAGAGAGAACCAGAAAUGGAAGAUGCACUUCUGGGCACUUUGACAAUGGUGUCCUUCCAUUUUAUUUGAUGCCAUUGAGGAGUUCAAGAAGCAAAAACAGUAGAAGCAUGCUUCUCAACUCUGAUUGCAUCUCCCAAAAUGUUCUGAACUGA
Molecule: messenger RNA, 1815 nt
Organism: Ipomoea nil (Japanese morning glory)
Lineage: Eukaryota; Viridiplantae; Streptophyta; Magnoliopsida; Solanales; Convolvulaceae
Product: UPF0503 protein At3g09070, chloroplastic-like
Exons: 1
Coding region: 1-1815 (604 amino acids)
Source: RefSeq, a predicted model, not a curated record